GAGUAGGACUGAGCCACCAUGACUUUCACUUUCAGGGAGCAAGCUGGGCCCUUCCUUCAGAAGUACAACAGCCAGGACAAAUGCACUGCUUACUAGCUUGCCAGGAGAGAGGAGUGAAGAAAACUAAAGCAUCAAAAUAGGAAGAGAAACAGGACACUGAAAUCUAACAGGAAAUAGAGGGAUAUCUUGUCAUCCAUCAGAUUUUUUCCAGAAGACAGGGCAAUUCCAAGUGUGACUGGGAAUGAGCCAGAAGGACAGAAUGAAGAUCAGCUGUCAAUGUGGGCUCGAGGAGAAAGUGCAGCAGUAAAAAGAGGAGACAUAGGUUUGUAGUUGCUUAAAGAGGCGACUGGGACAACACGGAGACAAGAAAAGACUUGAAGAACAUGGUGAAUAUGGCCCCUAUUGGCCGGUAGAAGCAUGUCACCAACAGUGCUGUUACUUCUAACAAUAUUGACUGUUCGAGGAAGUGGGUGUGAUGAUUUUAUGAAAACGACGGUCAGAAAUCUUCAGGACACUAUCAACAGAGAAAAAAACACUGGAUUCCCACAAGUGUUUCCCAAAAAUUACGUUGUGUCUCACUACUUCAAUGACAGCACUCUGUGUAAUGAGCCGUGCUGUGUGUUCAGUGCUGCUGUGCUCCUGUCUAAUUCCUGGACUCAGCUUCUCCGGCAUCUCAAUAAUAUCCACCUCAAACACAGAUUCAUCAGCGAGCUGAAACUCAAACUGGAUGAAAUAGCAGACAAGAAAUUUCAGGAACGUCCAGAUUUCUCUACUUUUCCAUCUAUUCAGUCGUCGCCUAAAUGUCUGCUCUCCUUCACCUCAGACCUCUUCUCAAGAUGGCUCAAUCUGGAUUGUGCUUUUGGAGAGCAUGACUGCAUUUUUCCCACACCAAGUGAAGAGGAUCAAGAAAAUUUGGCAUCAAAGGAGGAAGGGAAUGUUGACAAUAGUGAACUGGUGGAUGUGCAGGAGACUGUAAUUGAAGGAGAGAUAGCUAAAAGCCAGUUUGACCAUGGUCUGACUAAUGGCUAUACUAAGACAUCUUUCCCAGGUUUCUCUUGGUGGACCUUGCAUUUUCUAUGGAUAGCAACAUGUGUGACAACAAUAUGAUCCGAUGAGAGAGGAAGUCAAGGAAGUCUGUUAUAAAUAUGACACAAAACUUGACCAAAAGGAUUCAAGGCUUCACUUUUCAAUGACUGAUACUUUGUUUCUUUGACGUUAGUCAGUUUGAAUGCUAAAACCGUAAAAAAGCUUGUCAGAAAUUUCUCUUUGGAUCAAGUGGUUCAUUAUUUCUGGAGGUUUCUGAAAAUCAGCAAUUGUAGAUUCGCUUCUGUUGGAGAAAAGUUUUUUUUUUUUAAACUGACACAUGGCCUGUAUGAUGUCUCGCUGUGUUCACUUUUACCGAAACUAUGUACAAACACACAUAUGAUAUUUGAUGUUUUUUCCUGCAUCAGUUCUUUGCACUGAUCGUUUAUAUCACUUAUCCAGUAAUUCUUUCAUCAUAUACAGUUAAUGUGCCACACAUGAUCAUUCCGGUGGAAGCUGUCAACAAAACAUUUUUAACAUUGAAUGUAGUAUUAGAAAAUUAAAGAAUUCAUGAAGCCAAAAGCCAUUUUCUCCAAUUAUCGCUCAGUGUGCAACAACUACAUUAAAAUACUAAAAUAAAUACAAUAAGACUUUAGAGUGCUCUAUCUGCAACAGAAAUCAUAGCAUCAGUGUUGGCUUAUCAAGCUACUUAAAUAUAUAUUUUUUAAUAAAUAAAGACAUUUUUUAAAUGUCAUGUUUACAUUUAUUGAUUUGUUGACUUGGAGACUGUCCAUAAAGCUUGCCAAUGCUUUACUCAAAUGAAUUUAAAAAUGUGGUUUUUUGUGUAGAUGUUUUUGUCUGUUUUAUGUGUAGAUUUAUAAAUUAUAGCUUUAACUGACUGACUACAAGUGAAAAGUUAUUCUCUGUCAUAUUA
This is a messenger RNA of Xyrauchen texanus (razorback sucker), 1957 nucleotides long. RefSeq lists its product as uncharacterized. Lineage: Eukaryota; Metazoa; Chordata; Actinopteri; Cypriniformes; Catostomidae. The record is from RefSeq and is a predicted model, not a curated record. The transcript is spliced from 5 exons. Bases 418 to 1107 code for a protein of 229 amino acids.